AUUAGUGAGUUAAACUGUAUUGAUUAACAAUGAAAAUUGUGAUUCUUUUUGCUUUUAUCUGCAAUGUUGCACUUGCAGCUCAUAUUUACCCGGAAUACUUAAAACAAUAUCGUUGCAAGGCAUCUUCGGAAAAUUUUAGUGACUGCUUUCUAAAUAAGCUCAGGAACACUCUUCCUUAUUACGUUAAAGGUAUUCCGGAAUUAGAUAUACCUCCAUUUGAUCCGUUUAUGCUGCCUCUAUAUAGUCGCAAUGUAAAUAUUUUGGGAAACAAGAUUAGUGCAACUUUCAAAAAUUCAAUUGUAACUGGAUUAAGAAACACUAUUAUUCAUAAUGCCAAGGUUGAUCUUAAAAAGAAUUAUGCAGAAAUAAGCGUUACUAUUCCUUGGUUGGAUAUGGCAACAGAAUAUGAUAUUUCUGGCGAAUUCUUUUCAUACCCAAUAGAUGUAAAGGGUACUUUUAAGGGAAAUAUAACUGAAAUUCAACUUUUUUCAAAAUCUACUUUACAAACUUACAAAAAAGACGGUGAAGAUUAUUAUAAAUUUGAUAAAAUAAACCAAAAAAUACAGAUAGGUGGAGGUCGCAUUGAAAUAACAGCUACAGAUAAAGAGCUUAUGCCGAUAGUUCAAACUAUAGCAGAAUAUUUUAAUGAGCAUCCCAGAGGAUUUUUCAACUUAAUAUUGCCAUUUACAUUGGAAUACGCACAAGAUCUACUCAGAGAAUUUGGAGAUGAAUAUUUAGCCAAUCUUCCUGCUUCUGAAUGGUUACCGCAGUAGAAUCAAAUAAUAAUAAUCAAAUCAAAUACUUAUUUUUAAGCAUUUCCGUAAAAUUUACACGUUAAUUUGCAUUACUUUUAACUUUUUCGCUACAAAGAACAAAAAAACAUUUUUUCUGUAAUGAAUAAAUUAUACAGAGUUUCGGACGAAAAUAGGUUGAUACAUUUCGAUUUUAAAUCGAUUUUAAAAAGUAUUUUUGAACCGCCGAUAAAUAUUUUUUUGCAAAAACAAGUUUAAUUUUUGGGUUAGUAAUAAAAGUGGAUGUAAAUAGAUUUUAAAACUUUUAUUUUAUAUAAUUUACACAAUUUACUACAUUUAUUUUUAUAAAAAUAUCUCUUGACUUUUCCGAUAUACGUGUACUUAUUUUAUAUGUAAGAAUAAUAAAUAAAUAAAAAUAAUUUGGUUUC
Messenger RNA from Diabrotica balteata, 1180 nucleotides. The record is from the annotation of a GenBank genome assembly. Lineage: Eukaryota; Metazoa; Arthropoda; Insecta; Coleoptera; Chrysomelidae.